Molecule: messenger RNA, 1707 nt
Organism: Trematosphaeria pertusa
Lineage: Eukaryota; Fungi; Ascomycota; Dothideomycetes; Pleosporales; Trematosphaeriaceae
Product: Clavaminate synthase-like protein
Exons: 2
Coding region: 131-1648 (505 amino acids)
Cellular component (GO): nucleus
Molecular function (GO): protein binding; cis-regulatory region sequence-specific DNA binding
Source: RefSeq, a predicted model, not a curated record
ACUCCUGCUUUGCCUUCACCUCGCCGGGCCCCUGUGCCCGCCUGAUGCCUUCCAGUCGCCGUUUGCUUCGUACCCUCUGUCUGCCGGCGCUUUCCAGCUGAGCAAGCGUUGUUCCUGAACCUUCUUCCAGAUGGCGCCCGGCAUCCUGGAUGCUAGCCACCACGCGUGUGCCGAAUCACGGCCGGCGAAAAAGAUCAAGUUAUCGUCGGCGGCGAAUGUCCAGCCCGACGAUGCGGACGAUGUGGCGACUGCAAUUCCUCCCCACCCGCUGCACGUCAAGCCCGCGGGCAAUGCCUACACCGCAUCGGAGAAUCUAAAGUCACGCUGCGGCUCGUUCGCAACGCUGCCUGACGAGCUACUCAGCCUCGUUCUUGAGUCAUUCAAUGCUGACCAGCUUGUGCGGUUGGGAAGCACAUGUCGGGCAUUGUACGCCUUCACUCGGUUCGACGAGCUGUGGAGGGCCUUGUUUGUAGGAUCGCGCCCUGAGGACUUCGUUUGGCGUGGGACGUGGCGCACAACCUUUCUUCGAAUACCCCAGGAGCAUGUGACUUCCAUCUCCUGCAAAGACCUCUUUUCGGACGUCCUUUAUCGUCCUUUCCAAUGCGCUCACACUUCUCUCGAACCCUUUACUUCAAACAUUCCUAAACAGAAUGCUAUCCAGCGGCUCCCCGACCUUACUCGGGAUGAGUACGCCGAGAAGUGGACCGACAAACCCUUCAUUCUUACCUCGCCGGUGAAAGAAUGGCCAGUCUACGGUAAAUGGACGCCGCAGUAUCUUCUAGAGAAGUAUCCGGACGUCAAAUUCAGAGCCGAGGCUGUCGAUUGGCCCAUGGCCAAGUAUAUGGACUACAUGUCAAAUAGCAGCGACGAAAGCUCCCUCUACCUCUUCGACCGCGGCUUUGUGGAGAAGACGGGCAUAACUCCAGGCCGCGAUGCAGUGGAGCCAGCAUAUUGGUCGCCAGACUGCUUCGGCGAAGACCUUUUCAGCGUACUCCGAGAGCACCGCCCUGACUGUCGUUGGAUGAUCAUGGGUCCCAAGCGUAGCGGCAGUACAUUCCACAAAGACCCCAACGCCACCAACGCAUGGAACGCGGUUCUCACUGGCUCCAAAUACUGGCUCAUGUUCCCUUCGUCGCCCACGCUCCCGCCUCCGCCCGGCGUCAUUCUCUCAGACGACCAAUCCGAAAUCACAUCCCCCCUCUCCAUUGCCGAGUACUUCCUAACCUUCCACUCUCUGGCUCGCGAGACACCCGGUUGCCGCGAAGGUAUCUGCUACGCAGGCGAGAUCCUGCAUGUCCCGUCAGGCUGGUUCCAUCUUGUCCUGAACCUAGAAGAUGGUCUCGCUUUGACGCAAAACUUUGUGCCCAUAAAGAAGCUAGCCGACGUGCUUGGCUUCCUGAGGGAUCAGAGAGACCAGGUCAGCGGGUUCAAGGACGAAGUGUGCGAUCGGGCAUAUGAGCUCUUUGUGGAGAGGCUCAGGGAGAAUCAUCCGGAGAUUCUGGAGGAGGGACUCGCAGAACUGGAAAGGAAGGGUAAGAAAGGGCGAGGGAAGUGGGAGGAGCUUACGAAAAUUGGUGAUGAGGAAGAAGAAGGAGCAGGCUUUAGCUUUGGGUUUGGAGGUGACGACGACGAUGCUGAUAUCCCGUGAGCUCCUCCCUAGGCUAGAGUCUGACUAGCCUUUCGAGGCCAAAAGUACAUAGAAUGGAC